Saccostrea cuccullata (small rock oyster) is the source of this 1167-nucleotide messenger RNA. RefSeq lists its product as uncharacterized. NCBI's taxonomy places the organism in Eukaryota, Metazoa, Mollusca, Bivalvia, Ostreida, Ostreidae. The record is from RefSeq and is a predicted model, not a curated record. Bases 197 to 961 code for a protein of 254 amino acids. The transcript has 2 exons. Gene Ontology annotation, molecular function: protein binding.
UGAGAAAAACCGUGUUUGUCCAUAUCCUGACUGCCUCACGGAAAUACAUCCUGAUUCUCAAAAUAUUUUGAUAAUAAAGCAGAUUUCUGAAAAUCUUUUCACAGAAUAUGAGACGUUUUACACAGCAGAAACUCCUGUGCAAACAGCAAAGGGUUAUAUUUAUGUGUCAACUCUAAUAGGGAACAGGAAAUUAUUCAUGUUUAGAGAAAACAAGGAAAUUUUUGAACUGAAACACGAAAUUCAAGAGGCUUUCUCUGUUGAAAUCAAGCUUCAGAAACUUUUCCAUAAAGGGCAGUGCUUAAACAACACGGAUUCUAAAGGGGUACGGUGCAUUUUGGCAGACUACAAUGUGUGCGCUGGUGAUCAAAUCUAUUUAAUUAAAUUAUUGUGUGAGUUACCCUCCAAGAUACUUAAGAUAACGCUUGAUGUUGAUUGGGGCUAUCCACAAUCACAAGAAAAAUGGUUAUUUGGGCUAAUUACAUGGACAAGACAUCACCGAGAUUACUUAGAUGCAUCCUGCUUUGCAUUUGAGGACAAUUCUGAUGAAUAUUUCGUUGUUAACAUACAAAAUAAAGAACAGCCUGGAAUAAAACAUCAAUCGGAAUUUUUAGACAGAAAACGAAAGAGGGGACAUCAUAAAAUGUCAGUUUCAUUACAAGAUUUGAAGGAUACAGUUACCCAUUUAUUUUUCACGCUUAGUGCAAGAGGAGAAGGCCGGACUGUUGAUCAUUAUAUUGCACCAGAGCUGAACAUUUAUGAAUCUGAUAGCACUAAUUCUGAAAACUUAUGUGAAACAUCAUUAGCUGGUUGCAGUGACCAGUCAGUAAUCAUCUGUAGCGUAUAUCGCUCUGAAGAUUCUGUUUGGCGAAUUUCUGAUGUCAGAAAGUCCUGCAAAGGAAAUAUUAAUGACACUUCUCAUCUCGUAUCGGAAAUGAAACUUCUUAAAAAUAAAAUAAAAUAAUUAGACAGAGUUCAAAAUAUUGAUGUAUAUAACACUUAACAUGCAAUGAAAAUGCGCCUUUUCAUUAAUCAAGAGAAAAUGCAAUUAGCCUACAUGUAAAUUCUUGCAGACGUCAAGAUAGAUAUUAAUGACGAAAUCGUUCGGAGAAAGUUCCCCCGGUGUAAGAAAAUAAAAUUUUGUAUUAAGUGUUCUUGUUUUCAUUUAUU